This is a messenger RNA of Pistacia vera, 3170 nucleotides long. RefSeq lists its product as uncharacterized. The transcript is spliced from 18 exons. Gene Ontology annotation, cellular component: membrane. Bases 216 to 3170 code for a protein of 984 amino acids. Gene Ontology annotation, molecular function: metal ion binding; ATP binding; ABC-type transporter activity. Gene Ontology annotation, biological process: transmembrane transport. The record is from RefSeq and is a predicted model, not a curated record. NCBI's taxonomy places the organism in Eukaryota, Viridiplantae, Streptophyta, Magnoliopsida, Sapindales, Anacardiaceae.
AGUAGGGGUGAAUCUGAAAUAAAUUAUUAGUGUGCGGUAGUUUUGUGAUUUUGAGUGGGAAGAUUCAAGUGAAUAAGUGAUAAUGGUAUUGGUGUCUUAAUCUUAACUACACAGAUAAAGAAGCAGCUUUUCUUCUUUACUUCUAUUCCUUAAAUUCAUUCUAGGGUUUGGGUUACAUUUCCUCUAUACUAACUAGAGUGAAGUGAGUGCAAUUUAUGGCCAACCAAUUGUACGGCUACAACUCUAGCUAUGCUUCAGCUGGAGGAGGUGGUGGUGGGACCCCAACACCAUCCUCCUCUCUUCGUUAUCUGGUUGGGUCUUCCGACUCCGAUCACUCUAAGUACACACCUUCCUCAAUUUACAGCGAUGUAUUGAGGUACUCUUCUCAGCACUCAUGGCCUUCUGGUGUUGAACCCACUGACCACCUCUCUACUCCCAUCAAACGAGCCUCUGAAGCGCUCUACCAUCAGACUCUUUUGGGUGCCCAUACCACUCUUGGGCAAAGUGAAGCUUGGUAUUCUACCAACUCUUUAGCCAAGCGCCCUAGAUUCGAGAAUACAAGCCAUUUACCUGUGUAUCCACAGAGGCCAGGGGAGAAGGAUUGUGCCCACUAUAUGCAAACAAGAACCUGUAAAUAUGGACCUACCUGCAAGUUUGACCAUCCUAUUUGGGUUCCUGAAGGUGGAAUCCCAGAUUGGAAAGAGGUUCCACUUAUUGCUACGAGUGACUCCCUUCCUGAGAGACCAGGAGAGCCAGAUUGUCCUUACUUUCUGAAAACUCAAAGAUGCAAGUUUGGUUUGAAGUGCAAGUUUAAUCAUCCAAAAGAAAAUUUGAUUACUUCAGUGGGUUCUUCGGGAAAUGCUGACGUUUUUACCUUACCGGAUAGGCCUUCGGAGCCCCCAUGUGCUUUCUAUUUGAAGACUGGAACUUGUAAGUUUGGUGUGACUUGCAAAUUUCAUCAUCCAAAAGAUAUGCAAAUGCCAUCAGCUGCACAAGAAAAUGGUGAUAGCAAGCAGAAUGAAUCAGUAACUAAUGGAACAGCUGGAGAUCUAUAUGUCCCUGGGCCUCUUGUUUCUUAUGCCCCAGCAAGGUUACAUAACACCAAAGGACUUCCUAUUAGACCGGGGGAAGUGGAUUGUCCAUUCUACUUAAAAACUGGGAGUUGCAAAUAUGGUGCCACUUGCCGCUACAAUCAUCCUGACAGAAACGCAAUCAAUCCUGCUGCUGCUGCUGCAAUAGGGCAUCCUCUUAUAACCUCCCCAGGAGCUAGUCUGAACAUUGGUGUUGUUAAUCCAGCUGCUUCAAUAUAUCAAACUAUUGACCCCAGAUUGGCUCAGCCAACGCUUGAAGUUGGCACAAGUAUCUACCCUCAACGCCCAGGACAGAUGGAAUGUGAUUACUAUAUGAAGACUGGGGAAUGUAAGUAUGGGGAAAGAUGCAAGUUUCAUCACCCUAUUGAUCGGUCAGCACCAACACUCUCAGCAGCAAAGCAAGCUUCUCAAGAGAAUAUCAAGCUCACCCUCGCUGGAUUGCCUAGGCGAGAGGGUGCUGUUCAUUGUCCAUAUUAUAUGAAGACUGGAACUUGCAAGUAUGGUGCAACAUGUAAGUUUGACCACCCACCACCUGGAGAGGUGAUGGCCAUGGCAGCAUCGCAAGGAACAUCAAGUGGGGAAGUGAGGGGGGAUGAAAAUGAGGCUGAAACUAGUCAAGCUGAGCGAUCUCCGUCUCAACAAUUAGCUCUCAUGUCUUCCAUUUCUUCUCUUAAAAGAAGAAGAAACUUUUUCAAGAAUGCUCGGGAUCCAAGUUUGAGUAACAAAUUCAAACGUUGUUCAGCUGCCACUCAGUCUUCCUUACUAGAACCUGAUCAAGAUGAUGAUAAAAAUAGAAAGACCCCUGAAAUUAAAACGCUGUUCAGAAGACUAUGGAAAGUGGCAGCUCCAUAUUGGUACUCAGAUGACAAAGUACAAGCCAGAUUGCAACUUGCUUCUGUCUUUGCUCUCACUCUUGCGACCACUGGCAUCAGCGUCGGAUUCAAUUUCCUUGGCCGUGAUUUCUACAAUGCGCUCGCCAACAAGGACCAAGAACAGUUCACCAAGCAACUGCUGUACUACCUGGGUGGUUUUGCUGGUGGAAUUCCGUUUUUCGUAUUGAGGGAUUAUGCAAGAGAAACUCUUGCUUUGAGAUGGAGGUCUUGGAUGACAAAAUAUUACAUUGACCGGUAUCUCACGGAUCAGACAUUUUACAGAAUUCAAUCCCAAUCUAUAAUUGACAAUCCAGAUCAGCGGAUUGUUGAUGAUUUAAGUUCAUUCACAGGGACAUCCCUUUCAUUCUCUUUGACACUUUUUAAUGCUGCAGUCGAUUUAAUAUCAUUCAGUAACAUCUUGUAUGGUAUCUAUCCUCCACUAUUUGUUGUUCUUCUGGUUUACUCAAUUGGCGGAACAGCUAUAAGUGUUUUCCUUGGGAAGGGAUUAGUGAACCUGAACUUCUUGCAAGAGAAAAAGGAGGCAGAUUUUCGUUAUGGACUUGUACGGGUUCGAGAAAAUGCUGAAUCGAUUGCAUUCUAUGGUGGAGAAGAGAAUGAAAUGCAGCUUUUACUGCAGCGCUUCAAAAGUGCAUUUGAAAAUUUAACUCAAUUGUUAAUAUCUUCUAGAAAUCUAGAGUUCUUCACCAAUGGAUACCGGUACCUCAUUCAGAUUCUUCCUGCUGCAGUUGUCGCUCCUAUGUACUUCUCUGGAAAAAUUGAGUUUGGUGUCAUUAACCAGUCGGUAUCUGCCUUUAAUCAUAUACUUGGAGAUUUCUCCCUUAUUGUGUUCCAGUUUCAGUCUAUCAGUGCUUUCUCAGCAGUCAUUGACCGUCUAGGUACUAAACUUUUAUCUCUUGUAUGCUUAUUCAAUGAGGCUUUUGCAUUCUCUGAUAAAACAAAAUUUUAUAAAGAUAAUGAGUCAUUUGUCAAAUGUGGUAAGCAAGAGUUGACUGCCAUUUUAUUUAACCCUUGUGCUGUUCAUUGUCCAUAUUAUAUGAAGACUGGAACUUGCAAGUAUGGUGCAACAUGUAAGUUUGACCACCCACCACCUGGAGAGGUGAUGGCCAUGGCAGCAUCGCAAGGAACAUCAAGUGGGGAAGUGAGGGGGGAUGAAAAUGAGGCUGAAACUAGUCAAGCUGAGCGGUGA